AUGGCAGAAAUCGCCCCAUCGCUAUCAGACGGUCAUAUCGUCAGAACCUACCCAAAAGACUAUGCUGCAUUGGAUACAGAAUCGGAGGGAGAAGUGCAAUUCGAAGUGGAUAUAGAAGACGAAGAGCAGUAUUCCAUCGCCACAAGGCUCGUCCAAAACCAGGAGUAUAUGGACCAGCAAAUUACCCCACCAUCUGCUUGGAUAUUGGAACCUCAGCCCUGGCAAACAACCGAAGGCACCGAUUAA
Messenger RNA from Batrachochytrium dendrobatidis JAM81, 246 nucleotides. RefSeq lists its product as uncharacterized. Lineage: Eukaryota; Fungi; Chytridiomycota; Chytridiomycetes; Rhizophydiales. The transcript has a single exon. The coding region runs from base 1 to 246 and encodes 81 amino acids. The record is from RefSeq and is a predicted model, not a curated record.